Molecule: messenger RNA, 3223 nt
Organism: Oryzias melastigma (Indian medaka)
Lineage: Eukaryota; Metazoa; Chordata; Actinopteri; Beloniformes; Adrianichthyidae
Gene: f3a
Product: coagulation factor IIIa
Exons: 6
Coding region: 74-928 (284 amino acids)
Biological process (GO): blood coagulation
Cellular component (GO): membrane
Molecular function (GO): protein binding
Source: RefSeq, a predicted model, not a curated record
CUCUUCAGUCCCGGUCUGCAGUAAGAGCGAAGGAGUCAGAACCGUUUUCCCUCAUCAGACUCUGGAUUACAGCAUGGGUCCAACAGCGUUCCUCUUCGUGGUCUCGGUGCUGGUUCGGUGCGCCUCCGGUUCCUUCCCUAAAGCACAGAACGUCACUUGGAAGUCCACCAACUUUAAGACGUUGCUCUCCUGGCAUCCCGAGCCGUCCCCGGAGUACUCGUACACUGUGGAGUUUUCGGCGAUUGGACAGGACAAACAGAAUUCUCCUCACUGCGUUCUCUCCUCUGAAACCUUCUGUGACCUGACCAGCUACCUGACAGAUGUGAAGGCCUGCUACACAGCCGAUGUGCUGUCUGUGCCCCCGCGGGGGGUCACCACUGACCUCACUGAGUUUCCACACUCCAGCUCAGAGAGAUUUUGCCCCUACAAAGACACGGAGAUUGGCCGUCUGGACUUUGAGCUGAUAAGGAAUGAAGAUAAGACCAGCACCACACUGCAGGUGACAGACUCGCUGACCGCUGUCUUCAGAGAUGGACGCCAGCUCAGCAUAAGGGACAUCUUCUCCGAUCAGCUGCAGUACAAAGUCACCUACUGGAGGAACCAAAGCACUGGCAAAAAAGUGCUGCAGUCUAAGGACAGAAACAUAACCCUGACCGACCUGGAUCGAGGGGAGAGCUACUGCUUCUUCGUCCAGGCUCUCAUCGCCGACCGCAGCCUGGACAAGCAGCUGGGGGAGGUGAGCCAGACCAAGUGCUCCAAAAACGACAAGCCGUCCAUCUUCCAAGUGUUCUCCCUUGGAGUCAUCGCUGCAGGCGUCCUCCUGAUGCUGCUGCUCGUCGGAACUGUGGUUGCCAUCGUUCUGGUGUGCUACAGACACAGGAAGAGAGCUCUGAGGAGACAGAAGGGAUUGCCGCUGCGGGAGAUAUAGCGUCUGCGGGUCAAGACGGUACUACUGAGCUCCAGGCUGCUAGAUGUACAAUGUCAAAAUACUGGAACCGUUUCCUCGUGUAGUUUCUGUGAAACUUACUCCAAAGUUUGAACUUUUUUGGUUUUGUUGCAUUCCGAAAGCUGAUGGUUACGCCUGGUUCAUACUGGACGCAGAAGCACCACGAAGCGGCGAGGAACGCAGGUCGCUUCCAUUCGGCGCCCUUGUUAACCUACGGCGUGGUUCAGACCAGACGCGGUCCGCCGCGGAAUGCUCGUGAAAUGCUUUUUUCUGCCUGAGCUGCGAGCGAUCUGCGUGAAUUCUGGCAGGAAGUUACAUCAAGAUACAUGAGAAAAUUUGGUUUAUUUUCAAAAUAUAACCAAUUUUUCAAAAUAAAACACCGCGACUGACAAAUGCCAUCCUGUGUUUGUGUCUAAACAGACUGAAGAGAUGAAAUAAACAUACAAACACAACAUAUACACACUUCUCUCCGCUCUGCCUCCGUGGUGCUUCCACACACAUUUUGUUCCGCGGUACUUCCGCGGUACUUCCGCGUCCAGUGUGAACCUAGCGUUAGUUUCCUUUCGGCUAACAGGUACGAUAAAUUCUCCACAGGAGUCGCUUUAUUUAUUAACUUCACCGUAGACUUGAAUGAUUGGGGUUUGGGGAUUCUAGUAGGACACACUACACUAAAUCAGCACUUAUUUGUGUAUCUAAUGCGUAUUUACUGUAUUUUGAUUACAUUAAUGUGGUGAUUUCAUUUGACAGUUUUAUUAUGUUGAAUUCUUGCAGAUUUUGUAUUUUAGUUUUUACCUGGUUCACUUUUUUUACUGUGUUUAACUAUGAUAAUGCUUUGACAAUGUUAGAAUUGAUGUUAAUUGAUGUUUUUUUUUUUAAUAAACAGUUACUGAUUUGUUAGAAAACAGAGCCCGAAUAUAUUGAGAAAAGUAAAAAUGACGUGGUCAGGACCACCACAGACAAGUCCAGGAAACCUUUAACACCAGAGCUCCAGUGUUUCUGUUCUUUGAUUUACUAUAAUUUAAUAAUUAUUAACAGGGUUUCGUUAACGGUUAACAGUAUGUUAAAGACUUUGUGUUUAAGCGUCACCGAUGACGCUUCAGGUGUUAAAGGGUUAACAUACAUGAGAGGCUCUGCAUUAAAUCUACACCAUGCAGGUUUCAGUGGCAGCAGUGAGCUAAAGUGGAGAUAAAGUUAUCUUUCCAUUCCAAGAUGCCCACGUCUGCUAUCAUUCAUGAAAAGUAUAAACACGCCCUAUUAGGACGUAAGAAGGUUGAGAGGAUUUUCUUCAUAUAUAUCCAGUGAAGUGGUGCACUGCAGGGUGUUGGUAUUCAAAUAGGAACAUGAAUGCAGGCUCUGUUGUAAAGCUGUUUAUAGGUACAACACUAGGUAGUGCUAAACAUCAGGAGUCCACUUUUAGGGGACAAGAAACUCAAUGACAGAUUUACUGAAAGUUGCAUAUCACAAUGAUGGUUUUUUUGUAUCCAUCUUCAAAGCUCCUCCUAUUUCCUCUUUAAUUAUCCUCUGUACCCGACACACACUACCACACAGACAUGACGAGACCGGGUUAUUUCUAAUUUAAGAUGCAGCUUUAUGCUUUUGUUUUGAAAAGUUGCCCUUCCUGCAUAAAUAAAACCUUUCCAUUCAGGUUUCUGUCUGGGAAAAAUAAACUGCAUCCACUGCUGCCAUGUAUAACUGUCCUUUGGAAAAAUGACUUUGCCAUCCGUCACAGCUGAAUCCAAAUGUUUUGAACAUAUUAAUCCUGAAUCGAUAAUCUUCCUGACCUGAACCAGCAGUGUUACCAUGCCGGGAACACGAUGGAGCUGAGACAGUGGGGCCUACGGUGGCCUUGGAGGCACAUCUUAGCCAGUUUAUCUGGUGUUAGGGGUUCUGAACGUUCUUCAGAGAAUUCAUGCUGAAUUAAAAGGUGGAGUUGUUCAAGUGUAAGUUUGACAAUUAAUAAAUGCUGCACAAUGAGAGUUCAGAAAACAUGUCAAUCAUGUUUACUUUAGUGUUUUUCGUACAUUUAAGUGAUAACUUAUUGUUAAAAUAUUCUUUAUUUUUUUAAUUUUAUGAUCAACUAAAGUUACUACGAUGUAAUGUAUUUGUGUUGACUUGUUACACUGUUUAACAAAGGAUCUGUAGAUGAGAAAAACACAACAACUGUUUUCAUACUUUGAUUUUUUUUUUAAUAAAGUUACAAAUUCUAAUUAUGUUUGUAUCUCUGUGUUUUGCACAUUCUCAAGUUCAUCAUGAUUUCAAACGAUUAGAAAGCUCAUU